AUGAAUGAUAUACACGGAGGAAAUACGAAUAAUUCAUUUCAACAAUCAAAUGGUGAAUUAGUAGAUAUUUCUAUUACUAAUCAAGCUACUGAAGAUGAAAAUAAUAUUGAUCCAAAAUCUGGUUAUUCAUCACAUUAUACAUCAAUUUGUUAUCCAUUUGCUGGAAUGAUUCGUGAUGUUAAAAUACGUUUACCUUAUUAUUUAUCCGAUUGGAAAUUAGCUUUUUCUUAUCGUAUAUUUGCUGCUACAAUUCGUAUAUUUUUUCUUAAUACGAUUCCAGCAUUAGCUUAUGCUCUUGAUUUAUAUUUACGUAGUGAGCAUUAUUAUGGAGUUAAUGAAGCUUUACUUGCAUCUGCUCUCGGAGGUAUUGUCUUUGGUCUAUUAGCUGUACAACCAAUAUCUAUCGUUGGUUUUACUGGUUUAAUUAGUUUAUUUAAUUAUACAACUUACAAUAUCAUCAGUCGAAAUUCUCAAGUGCCUUAUUUAUCUUUUAUGUGUUGGACAGCUAUAUGGGCAGCUAUUUUUCAUUGGCUUAUUGCUAUAUUUAACUUAGUGACAUAUGUUCGUUAUAUGACAAAUUUUACUGCAGAAAUCUUUGGUUUUUAUGUUGGUGCUGUUUAUAUACAAAAAGGAAUUGAAUUUAUAAUUGAUGAUUUUCAUGAAUCAUCAACAAAAGGAUUUAUGUCAGUUUUAGUAGCUUUUGGCUUCUUUUUCUCCUAUUGGGUAUUAACACAUAUAGGUCAAUCAAGUUAUUUUACUCGAACUAUUCGUGAUUUUUUUGUUGAUUAUGCUAUGAUUCUAUGUGUUAUUUUUUGGUCUGGUUUUGCUUUUAUUCCAGGUCAUUUACGUUCAACCAAUAUUGAACGAUUAGCAGUUACAUCUGCUUAUCAACCAACAGUUUCUACACGUUCGUGGUUUGUUAAUCCUUCAGAUUUAGAUGUUAAAUAUAUUUUUAUUGCAAUACCAUUUGCUUUAUUAGUUACAGCAUUAUUCUAUUUUGAUCAUAAUGUAUCAAGUUUAACAGCUCAAGCUAAACAUUAUCCAUUACGAAAACCAGCUGGAUUUCAUUGGGAUUUUUUUCUAUUAGGAUGGACUACAAUUAUAGCUGGUUUUCUUGGUUUACCAUAUCCAAAUGCACUUGUGCCACAAUGUGCUAUGCAUACAGAUGCACUUGGUCGUUGGAAAAUCGAUGAAUGUGUAGAAAAUCAAGUACCAACUGCUAUUGUUACUACUCAUAAAUCACGUCGACCUGUACAACAAUAUAUUUUAGUUAAAAUAAAAGAACAACGAUUAACAAAUACAUUUCAAAGUAUACUUUGUCUUAUUACAAUGUUUGGUCCAUUUCUUACUUGUUAUUCAUUAAUAUCACGUGCUGUUUUAGCUGGUGUUUUUAUUGGUAUUGGUUGGGGUUCAAUUGAAGUUAAUGCAAUAACACAUCGUUUGCUACAUCUUAUACGUGAUCCUAAUCAUAUCAAAGCUGAUGAUCCAUUAAUUCGACUUUCUCGUUUAAAAAUAUUUUCAUAUACUACAAUAAUGUUUAUUGGUUUUCUUUCUCUUUUUAUAAUAUCACAAACAAUAGCAGCUAUUGGAUUUCCUGUACUUGUUUUACUAUUAAUACCAUUUCGAAUUCUAGUAUUAACAAAAUGGUUUACAUCAGAAGAAUUAACUAUACUUGAUUCACCUGUUGCAAGCACACUUCCACUUGAUUCUAUUGGCGGUUUACCUGAUAUAUUAAAGCCUGCGAAUUUAUAA
Messenger RNA from Adineta steineri, 1752 nucleotides. The record is from the annotation of a GenBank genome assembly. NCBI's taxonomy places the organism in Eukaryota, Metazoa, Rotifera, Eurotatoria, Adinetida, Adinetidae.